This is a messenger RNA of Ceratina calcarata, 3953 nucleotides long. It is a transcript of the gene UHRF1, whose product is annotated as ubiquitin-like with PHD and ring finger domains 1. The record is from RefSeq and is a predicted model, not a curated record. NCBI's taxonomy places the organism in Eukaryota, Metazoa, Arthropoda, Insecta, Hymenoptera, Apidae. Gene Ontology annotation, biological process: protein ubiquitination; negative regulation of gene expression via chromosomal CpG island methylation. The transcript is spliced from 9 exons. Gene Ontology annotation, molecular function: ubiquitin protein ligase activity; protein binding. Bases 1352 to 3592 code for a protein of 746 amino acids.
AGUUUAAUUAAGUAUAAUUCUGUAAUAAAAUUAAAGGAAAUUGUGGAAUGUAUUAAAUAUUUUGAUUCAGAAAGAUCUGAAGUUAAUAAUAUCCUGAAAUAGAAUUUAUAUGAAUAGAAGGGCUUUAUGUGAAUAGUGGGCUGCUUGAGUGAUACCCGUUUUGCAAGUAAAUAAAUUGUCCUUCGUAUUGAUACCGAGAAGAUACUCGGUGAUAUCGAAUAGAAGCAUCAACCGAUAGAUAAUGAAUUUUCUGUUUACGUGCGAUUAAAUCCAUUUAAAAUUCUGACAUUGCUAGUAUUUACAGGAUUAUGGAUAUAAGAAUCAAAUAAGAAUGUAUCGAGCUGAUAUACGUGAUCAGUUACUCGUAGAUUUUAAGAAUAUUCAGAAAUUGUUAUUUUAUAUUUGCGACCAAUUUUGUUAUUGCUUACCUACUGCUUUAUAAUAUUGCGUUAUUACACUGGAAUCUGUUUUUAUUUCUGUUUCUACCCAAUAUCACCAGACAAAUACACAUGAGGAAAAGACGAAAUAAAACACACUGAUAACUUCAUAAUUGUUAAUUACGAUUAGAGACCCUCGAUAAAUAUGAUUGAAUUGAAGAUUAAUUUCAACGUGUACCAAAUGGGAGUAAAACGAACGAAAAAUACUCUAUUCCCUUGUAAGGAAUAUUAGAAUAAUAUAUCAAUAUCGCAAAAAAUAACGUGAUAUUCACCUGCGCCGUUUCGUGGUAACGUUAAAUUUAAGGAUUUAUUACUUUCGCUUUCAUUCAUCACUGAACGCAUCAUUCAGAUCGCAGUUUUGAAAAAAUAAUUGCAUAACAGAGAAGAGUGUGCGUACUGUCUAACCACCAUUUUCCAUUUAUUUUCAUUUGCUUUUAACACAUUCCCUUCAAGAAAUUAUUCUUCCACGCAUUCCUGGUCUCCUGCUUGGUUCAACGACCGGUAAGCAACGGUUCGAUUUAAAUAAACGGUUUGAACAGCACAAAAGAAACAAUCCAACGGAAAUCGCCAACCAAAGAAAAAGCCGCGUAUAUACGUGCCAGGUGCGGCGAAGGGUUCGGGGCGCACGAAGAGCAGGCGGCGCGUCUUCCCGCCAAAUUUCUCUCACAGACCGCUUGAUCACAUAACUGCCAGCAACAAGUAGUAAGCCAGGUCGCAGUUGCCUUUGAACCGUGAAGGAGCAUGAAGGAGUCAAGUCCGUAAAAUCGGAUUACCGCCGCAAAUUACCACUACCACAAUUCACUUCCAUACAUCAGAUACCAGAGACCAGACCCGAGUGACCCGACACACCUGUACAUCAGACACAGCUCAUAGGACAGUACUUUGGAAUCGUCGAGCGAAACAAACUCAUCAGAAUGUAUAUCAAAAUCAGGACAGGGUACAGCACGGAAGAUGUGCUAAUAAAAAUCUCGAAAACAGCAUCAGUAAAAUACUUAAAGGAUCUAAUUAAAUACGAGUUAGACAUAGAGCCGGAGUUGCAAAAACUGUUCUUCCGUGGAAAACAAUUAGAGAACAAUUACAAACUGUACGAUUAUAAUGUUAACAUGAAUGAUGUGAUCUUGCUCGCGGUGAAGGCAACAGAGGAAGAGAGUAAGGAGGAAGUGCUCGUCUCAAGCUCAAGUACCAGCAGCAGCACUGCUAACUCUAACAAGUCCGGAGGAGAAGCUGGGGAAAAACUGAAAGAGGAACGUUUCGAUGUGUCCAGCAGUUUGUACUACAAGUCUGGUGACGCAGUCGAUUGCCUUGACUUCACACAGGGGGCCUGGUUCGAAGCGAUCAUAUUGAAAGUAUUUGAAAAGGAUAAAAAAUAUGUUUACAACGUUCAUUGGGAAUUCGACGAAAAAGACACGCCCUUCGACGUGCCCGAAACAUCGAUAAGGCCACGAGCGACGAAGUUACUACAGUCAGAAGACUGGACAAUCGGGCAGCGGGUCAUGAUUAAUUAUAAUGUGGAUAAACCAAAAGAAAUUGGACUGUGGUAUGACUUCACAAUAUCGAACAUUCAUAAAAAGAGGAAGAAAUGCGAACUCACCGGAACCUUGCACAUCGGGAGCGAUCAACCAAGAUGUCUCGAGAACCAGACAGUGAUGACCAAAGAAGGGGUAUAUGCGAUCGAGGAACCGAAGCUUUUAAAGGAUAGAACAUCUGAGGACGAGAAACGUUUCACGAGUAACGGAACACGGAGACGUACGCAGGCUUCUUGCGAGGCAUGCUUGGACAACCCCCACGAAGACUGCAAAGAGUGCGGGUGUAAAAUAUGUGCCGGCAAACACGAUGAACACAAUCUGUUGUUGUGUGAUGAGUGCAACGCGGGUUACCAUAUAAGCUGUCUAACGCCACCGUUGACGUCCAUACCGGAAGCGGAUUAUUGGUACUGCCCAAACUGUAAAAACGACGAGAAUGAAAUCGUCAAGGUGGGAGAUAAAUUGAAACCAAGCAAGAGGAUAAUCCGUACUUCCACCAAGGAUUGGGGGAAUGGAAUGGCAUGCGCGAAACGUUCGAAAGAAUGCAGCAUUGUCGAUCCGCCUCACCGUGGGCCUGUUCCAGGAAUCGAAGUUGGGAUGACUUGGAUGUUCCGAUUACAGGUAUCUGAAGCCGGAGUACACAGGCCACCUGUAUCCGGAAUUCACGGAAGAGAGUCAGACUGUGCGUAUUCUAUCGUGCUGUCUGGUGGCUAUGAAGACGACGUUGACAACGGAGAAGAAUUCAUAUACACUGGUUCCGGAGGCAGGGAUUUAUCCGGUAAUAAAAGGACAGCUGAACAAAGCUGUGAUCAAACAUUAACUAGAAUGAACAGAGCGUUGGCAUUAAAUUGCAACGCGGAGCUGAACGAGGAAGGUGCCAUUGCUAAAGAUUGGAGAAAAGGCAUACCGGUGAGAGUUGUGAGAAAUUACAAACUUAAAGACAGUAUUUACGCGCCAAAGAAAGGUAAUAGAUACGAUGGUAUUUACAAGGUAGUAAAGUACUAUCCUGAAAAGGGUAAGAGUGGCUUUCGAGUGUGGAGAUACCUGUUACGAAGGGAUGAUCCAGCACCCGCACCCUGGACCAAAGAGGGUAAAAAGCGAAUAGCCUCUCUAGGUCUGAAGUUGGUGUACCCCGAUGGAUACUUAGAAGCGAUGGUGAAGAACAAGGAACAAGCCGGUAGCAGUAUGAAACGAGCCUUUGAUAAUGAUUCGGAAGAGGAAAACAAAAAACCAGCGAAUAAGAAACAGAAAACAGGCGGUAACUCAGAAGACGAAGAACCGACGAGCUGUUACCAGUUAGAAGACGAAGUGGUGAAACAUAUCGAAGCUGACACCGUGAAUCAGAAACUUUGGGCCGAGUGCCGUGAGGUUGUUCCUAAAGGGAAGCCAGUGUUUUUGGAGAAAGUUUUCGAAACAUUCACCUGUCCUUGUUGUCUGGAGCUAGUCUACAAACCGAUAACGACUCCUUGCAGGCACAACAUCUGCAUCGCGUGUAUAAAACGGAGCUUUUCAUCGGGCGUUUAUUGCUGUCCAUCCUGCCGCUACGAAUUGGAUGAAGAUGGUAAUUUUGUAGUUAAUGAAUUGUUAUCGUCCACUCUAUUGUUAUUGUACCCAGGGUACGGUAGCACAUAAAAUAUAAAAUACUAGACAAGUUUCUGAAAGAGAGAGAGAGAGAGAGAGAGAGAGAGAGAGAGAGAGAUUAAAUCAGGAGUACAAUGUCUCAUAAAAUGAGAAGUAAAUUAUAUAUGCAAGAUUUUACUGAAUUUUAUCUUGUGAUCAGGUAAGGACGCAGGACAGCUCAAUGUUUUUUAACUUUUUUAUUUUAUUUGAUCGAGAUUAAAGUUAAAAAAUCAUUGGAACUGUACUUUCACGUUAUUCGUUAUUUAUGUAAUCAAUCAUAGGACAAAUUUUAUUUGUGCUAGUUACAAGGCAUAAAAGAAAUGUGAUCAUAGUUAAUUAGAAAGUUGUAUUUAUUAAACGUACAUUAUAUGAA